CAUUUCCAACCCUAGCCUUUCCACAGGGAUGCAUAGAUGGCAUUCUCACAUGAAGUAUAUACCGUCUACAGACUCUAUUUUUGAGUUCGUCGAAAUCGCAAGCAAAAUAUUUAGAUAUUUAUAACCGCGUGUUAUCAAUGAAUGGUCAUGAAUGAGUUAAAACUCAACGGGGUGACGCUGGCGAAACACGGUCAAAUUUUCCUUGCGUGAGUCCCCGCUGACACUUGGGACGAGCGGGAGGAUAAGAUCACGAGAAAUCCACGAGGAUCGAUCACGAGAAUAUCAUCCAAGCUAAGAACCUUGAGCUGCACUGCAGGCUAAGUUGACGGGCACAACAGCAAACGGGAAUCACGGGGAAGUUGUGCAGUGUCAUCCACGAAGAAUAGACGUUACGUUUACUUGAGAAUUACUAGGGGAUAGCACUUCAGUCCAGGACUUUGUCAGCUGGAAAUGAAUAGUGUACAAUUCAUCUUUACCCUUGCCGUUGUUCCCCUGGUGUUGAGUCAAUAUAAACCAACGUGGGAAUCACUGGACUCACGACCUCUCCCCUCUUGGUAUGAUGAGGCUAAGUUUGGUAUUUUUAUGCAUUGGGGAUUGUACUCAGUACCAAGCUUUGAAACCGAAUGGUUUUGGUACCGCUGGAAGCAUCAACAGAGAGUAGACUUUGUGGAAUUCAUGAAGGAAAACUAUCCACCAGGCUUUGAGUAUGCAGACUUUGCUCCAAUGUUCAGGGCGGAGUUCUUUGACCCUGAUGCAUGGGCUGACCUUUUGACAAAGUCUGGUGCAAAAUAUUAUGUCCUGACCAGUAAACAUCAUGAAGGGUGGACAAAUUGGAGAUCAAAUGUAUCAUGGAACUGGAACUCUGUUGACAAUGGACCUCACAGGGAUCUUGUGGGGGAGCUAGCAACUGCCAUAAGAAGUAAAACCAACAUCACUUUUGGAUUGUAUCAUUCCCUCUUUGAAUGGUUCCAUCCCCUGUAUUUGAAGGAUCGUAAAAAUCACUUUGAAACACAGGACUAUGUCAAGGAAGUUCUCAUGCCAGAGCUGCAUGACCUGAUCAACACAUAUAAGCCUGAUUACUUGUGGUCAGAUGGUGCACAUGGACCUGACACAUACUUUGAAAGCAAGGAGUUCCUUGCAUGGCUUUAUAAUGAAAGCCCUGUUAAAGACACCAUUGUGACAAAUGAUCGUUGGUGUAGCAGUGGAUGUCGUUGUCAUCAUGGUGGAGUGUACACUUGCAAGGAUCGUUACAAUCCAGGCAAACUUCAGAGUCACAAAUGGGAGAAUGCAAUGACAGUGGACAGGGGUUCAUGGGGUUACAGACGUAAUGUGGACAUAAGCUCGUAUUUGACCAUCACUGAAUUGUUAGAUCAACUGGCUUCUACUGUAAGUUGUGGUGGUAAUAUGUUGUUGAAUGUUGGUCCGACGGCAGACGGCCGCAUAAUACCUGCAUUUGAGGAGCGUCUGCUGGAGAUGGGAGAGUGGCUGUCUGUGAAUGGUGAAGCUAUUUACCACACCAAACCAUGGAGAGUUCAGAAUGACACUGACGAGAAAGUUGUCUGGUUCACGUCCAAAGCUGGUGCUGUGUAUGCCAUCAUCCUUGAGUGGCCGGCUACAACUAACCUCACUCUUGUUAAUCCAAUGGCGACCAAUCACACUACAGUUACCAUGUUGGGUUAUGAAGGAAAGUUUGACUGGAAACCAGCAGGUGACAAAGGUGGUAUAAUUGUCACUUUUCCUGCCAUCCCUAUAAACAAGCUUCCUUCCAAAUGGGCCUGGGUUCUGAAGAUGGAAAACAUUAAGUGAAAUUAUAUCAACUGCUGUUAGAUUGUAGCCUGGGGACUUUCAUAUUAACAGGAUUGGAUGCUCAUCAGAAAAUUUCAAUAAUACAAUUAUUAAGGAAACCAGUCAAGAUGACUGGCUCAAGAUUUGACUCCUGGAAUGAUACCAUUCUAAAACAGAUUAACUAAUAUAUAAGAUCAAGCUAUUUAUAUGAAAUGAUGGUAAUGAUGUUGGCAUUGAAUGCUUUCAUCUAGAUGCACAAAUAUAAAUAAUUUCGUACCAGAUCAUUGUAAACCGCCAACUCAGUUAAUGACGGCAUGCAACCCUGAAAGAUGCAAUGAUGGGUAAAAGCGUUGUUUUUUUGUUGUGAACACCUUAAGUGAUAACAAAUGCAAAUUUACAACUUGAAGGAGACAUUUACAGAGAGGAUGAGCAUCUUCACCCCUUUCAGAUGGAAGCCCCAUACCCCUCCAGGGAUUUUACAUUGUUCCUGCAAGUUAGAGAGCUUUUAAGUGACAGUUGUGAAACUAAACCAAGGUAAUCGCAACUAACCAAUUACAGCAAACGCUCCAAUGAACCGAUCAAAAAUUGAUGAAAAGCUGUACAACUCAUGCUUGCUAAGAGUGGAAAAACAUGUAUAAGCAAAGGUACCGUUGUCUUGAAGUUUGCUUACAUGUUUGCUAUGAUCGGUUAGCACGUGAUUCACGAGGGUUUUUUUAACCUGAAGUAUAUAUAGUAAUUUUAAUUACUAUAAGCAUUUAAUUUUGCAUUAAAAAAUGCAAAAUUAUAGCAGGAUUACAUGUAAUUGCUUUCAACAGUCAGUUAACAAACUUUUGAGACACGUGUCAGAAAUUUAUGGCAAAUAGUAGAGGUUAGAAUAAUGUUUUUGUACUUGAAUUAGAUUUGAUCUAUUCAUGGGCUUAAGUGCUAUUACUACAAAGGGAAUUGUACUGUGCGGUGAAUGUUUAUAAAUAUAUAUAAAAUAUAUGGCGUUUUUAAAUCAGCAAGUCGUGGUCUAAGUGAUAUGAUAUUUAUCGAACAACAACAAAAACAACACACACACAUUUUAUUAUCUUACAUUCUGUAUUCAGAAUAAGAAUGAUUGAGCAGGCUAGCUCAGUGUUAAAUAACUCUUUGUUAGUUCGAGGGAAAGCUUUGUUUCACGGUGUUCCUUUGAUGUUAUUUGACAAGUUGUACAAAACGUAAAUAUCAAGCGGUCUCGAUAAACAGGAAAAUGAAGACAGAAGUUUCUCGCCCAGCAAUAUUUUUGUCUAUAGAAAAGUGUUUUGUAAGAAAGUCAUUUUGAAUUUACGUGGCCUUGAUUACAAAACCCCUUCUAUACUGACGUCAUAACUGGCUUAUUGACCAGAACUGUAUUUUAAAUGCACUGGUACAUACAUGUACAUCUUUAUCCACAGUUAUUGGUAGUAUUUUUGUAACUUGGGGUUUAUAACUGUAAACUAGCCUUAUAGAUAGACUACAAUUUAUUAACGUAUUUGUUUUGUAACAGAUUAUGCUGAAAAUAAAUAAAGGUAUAUUCAGUAAUGAAUAGUA
Molecule: messenger RNA, 3336 nt
Organism: Orbicella faveolata
Lineage: Eukaryota; Metazoa; Cnidaria; Anthozoa; Scleractinia; Merulinidae
Product: alpha-L-fucosidase-like
Biological process (GO): glycoside catabolic process; fucose metabolic process
Cellular component (GO): lysosome
Molecular function (GO): alpha-L-fucosidase activity
Source: RefSeq, a predicted model, not a curated record